AGAUUCAGCCAAUCGUAGAGGGAGGAGGGCAGACAGCUGAAACAGUGGCUGCGUUCAGUGCAGAAGUUGGCUGCCACGUAGUUGGCAUUUUCUGCCAUGUAUUUAUUUUAGGUGCUGUAUUUUAUGGAAUAGCUUUUUUUUUUUUGUACAUUUUUUUUUAUAAAUAAGUGACUCAUUGUCCUUUUUUUUAAAAAAUGAUUAUUUUUUCUAUUUUCUCGGUAUUGUCCUCGUUGUUUGUGUUUGUCACUGGGGGGAAACUUCCCGAGCCAGAAGUGAAAAUUGAAGUUUUGCAUAAACCUUUAAUGUGUUACCGCAAGUCAAAAUAUGGAGACAUGCUUCUUGUUCAUUACGACGGAUUCCUGGAGAGUAAUGGCACCAUUUUUCAUUCCAGCCGCAAAGAUGGGGAUAGAAAUCCAGUAUGGUUCACUCUUGGGAUCAAAGAGGUGCUCAAGGGUUGGGAUAAAGGUCUGCAGAACAUGUGCACAGGAGAGCGCAGAAAACUGACCGUCCCUCCAUCUCUGGCGUAUGGCAAGGAAGGAAAAGGCAAGAUCCCACCAAGCAGUACCCUAAUUUUUGACAUUGAGCUCAUGGACAUCCAGGAUGGCCCCAGGUCACAUGAGUCUUUCCGGCAGAUGGAUCUCAAUGAUGACUGGAAGCUCUCCAGGCAGGAGGUGAAAGAGUACCUGAAGAAAGAAUUUGAGAAACAUGGAUACUCACCUAAUGACACGCAUCAUGAAGUGAUGGUAGAUGACAUCUUCAAAAAUGAAGAUGAAGAUAAAGACGGUUUUAUAUCUGCGAGGGAAUUCACCUACCAACACGAUGAGCUCUAAAGGACGGAUUUCAUCUACUUUUUUUUAAAUUACCUGCAUCUUUGUCAUGAAUUUGGUCCAACAUAUUGCCAUGAAUUGAGGAAUUAGUUACUGGGCGUUUUUUUUUUACACUUCAUUUCAACAGUAUUGUCUUACUUUUGGAUUAACUUAAAUUAGAUCCAAUUCUUCAUGCACUGAUGAUGUCUUUAGGCUACAGUAUUUUAAACAAACCAUUUCAUGAAAUAAAUGUUUUUCAAAUAAACCUAACUAUGUUAAUUAAUGUUUCUUGUCCUUACAAUGUAUGUGCUACAUGUGGCUACGUGUGGUGUGAUGAAAACUAUUGUAUACAGUCAAAUGCUGGAAGAUGGUAGUACUUUUUCUGUGCAUGUCUUCAUUGAUCACUAGAGGGCACUCUUGUUCAAGACUUUUCUACCAUACUUAUAAAUCUUCAUUAAGUCUCAGAGUGGCGACAAUGCACUGUCAAUGACUGUACUGUACUGUUUAUUGUUUAGCUCUCAUAAAAAGGAGAUGUCAUCUGGAGUAUGCAGUAGGUUUAUACAGUGGGAAUUAAGUCAAUUGCGAUGAUGAGUCCAAAUUCUGUCUUAUUCCCUUAAUGGUUUCCAAAAUCUUAAUCAAACAGAGAUGCUGCCUAACAGUGUCUAAAUGCAAAACUGUCAUGUUGAAUCCUGAGGAGGGUAAGAGGGUAAAACCUCCAUCUGACUUCAUCGAGUCACCCUUGUCAUAGCUCUGUGAAUGUACUCAUUGUAUGUCAAACAUCGUUU
Messenger RNA from Larimichthys crocea (large yellow croaker), 1591 nucleotides. RefSeq names its product FKBP prolyl isomerase 14 (gene fkbp14). Gene Ontology annotation, molecular function: calcium ion binding; peptidyl-prolyl cis-trans isomerase activity. The transcript is spliced from 4 exons. NCBI's taxonomy places the organism in Eukaryota, Metazoa, Chordata, Actinopteri, Sciaenidae. The coding region runs from base 195 to 830 and encodes 211 amino acids. The record is from RefSeq and is a predicted model, not a curated record.